AUGCAGAACACUCGUAAACACCAACUUAUAGAACGAACAGACUAUAAAGCUAGAUCGCCCAAGCGACGGAAGUUUGGUACAACUGCUGGCGGCGGGAAGUUUCGGUCUUCAGCCUCAAGUCCACAAGCGGCGUCGAACAGUCGCAUUGCGGAACAAAACUCAAGCAAAGAAUCACACAAUACAACCCAAUCCACGACUGACGAGCGUAUCUUCGACGAAGAGAACGGCAUUUGGCCUGCACGCGCUAUACUGAAAGAGCGCAGGAGGGGUGCAAACAGAAUUGAGUAUCUGCUUGCUUGGGAGCCGCAUCCUCGUACUGGCAAGACAUUUGAGCCGACUUGGGAACCCCGUCGGAAUCUUGGAACAGCACUUCUAGAACCGUGGGAUCAAGCGAAAACAGCAAGCAAGAUCGAAGACUCGGCCUACCAGCUACGCAAGAUCUGCCAGACCCCUGCGGAGAAGAGAAAGACCAAGCGAUCGAGACCAAUCAUCGCAGAUUCCUCCAGCGACAUCGACGACCCGGCCGCUUCGACACCGUUGUCUCAGCCACCUAGUCUGUACAGGGAAAGCGAUCUGUCUGCCGAAGACGACGACGGUCCAAAUUCGCCGUCGCUGGAAAUAGCAGAGACACAGGCGCAAUCGUCACUCUCUACCGUAGAUUAUCAACACAACUUUGUCUUGGAGGUACCUCUUCUUCCAGCCGACCAGCGCUCAAAAGGUGGCAACGACUUCGUGCACCAGACACAGCAGUCGAUCGGCCAGACGCCAGCGCAAUCGCUCCCACAAAUUACCUCACUACCAGAAACAUCCCAGAGGGCCGCCGAUCAGCACGUUGCCGAAACGCUGGUAACAGAUCGCUCUGCGCAAAGAAGAACUUCAACGCCCGAGCCUGCUGAUAGUAACGCGGACUUGCAAUUUGCAGCGAUUGCCGGACACCGAGCAGCCCGUCUGGCAUCCCCAUCGUCAGCGGCGGACAACGAUCAAGACCAACUUUUGCCCACGGUCGUCGACGUCAACGCCGAGGUGCAAACCCAAGCACCUCCCAAACACGAAGAGCUCGGGUCGCAGAUCCAAUCAUUUGAGAACGACGGUCUACUUCAACUUGCGUCUGGUGUUGUCGACAGUAACUCUGAGGUGCAAAUCGCCGCAUCUUCAGGAAAUCAGGACAUCCUGUCCGCCUUUGCUUCAUCAGCACCAGCAAUUCAGGAGUCACCUGUCGAUAGCAGACUUGGACUCGACCACAUCCUGAACAAAGGCUUGACGGACGUGCAAACAGGUGCCCAUCCGCAACUGCCGCAAAGCGCGGUCGAGCCACAAUCGCUGCCAAGCCUGGAGCCGAUCGUUCCUGGACUAGCUCAAACACAAGGUACUCCCUCCGUUACAUCCUCGUCCUGGCACUUCGAGUCUCAACUGCCUGAAAUUCGUCGGGCGAUAAACUCACGAACCAUAGAUACUCGUCGACAGAAAGGCUCGCCCAAGCGCUCCGCGCCUGUCACUCCCAAGAAGAUGGACGUACCAGCACUUCGGCAGUCACCCCGCUUGCAAGCUGCGACACCUGUCUCUCGAACACGAUCACCUCAACGUGCCCAGCAACUCCGUCGCGCGCGUACGCCACAAGCAUUUGGCGAGAGUAUAAAUCACGAUGCUGCAUUGGCAAAUGCAGUGACAAGUCCACUUGCAACAGCGCCUCCCCACAUUGCAGACUACACAUCACCAAGUCGUGCAGAAGUCUCACUUCGAGGCGAUGUGUCGGAUGUAAUUCCACCAGCUGAGAACAGCUACGACCCGAGCCAAGUCAGCGCGCUUCCUAUCCAACAAUCUAUCGAGGAAGAGCCUCCUGCAGCAGAGUCAGCCACGUCCUCGAAGCCCAGUUCUAGUCAAACCUCAAUGCUGAAUGAGCGCAUCAAACUCCAAAUCGACGGGGCCAGUCUCCCCACCCAACCGGUCGUUGGCCAGGGAGAGUACCUAAUUGGUCUUCCAGCAGAAGGGAAGAUUCAGUCUGUCUAUAUCGACCACAUCAAUGCAAAGCGAAAGCUGAUAUUGAAAUUCAUCCAUCGCCGUGGAUCUGUAGGUUCGGCGACCGGAUCUACCAGCAGAACUAUUGAGCGCAACGAGAUGAUUGAAUUGAUUGAGUUACUACAGGAUACAACAACACAUAUGGACCUCGGUCUGCCUGGCUUUACUCAGUACUCAAUCCGGUCGGAAGAAGAAGUGGCAUAUGCCGAAUAUGCAGGAUCGAAGUUCGUCUUUCUCGGUGCACUCGUGAACAUGCUCAAACGAGUGGACUGCACGUUGAUCAUCGCUUGCAAGCCGGGCCCUGUGCAAAACCUGCUCACGGAGUACCUGACCAUGCGACAAAUCCAGGUCAGAAGACAUGAUCGUCCACCAUCAGCUCGCGCAGGAACUCCCGAGGCUCUGCGGGACACCUUGAAGGUGGACAUUAUCAGCACAACUGCGGAUGCCGACGUCUUCGUCUCUCCGCGUCCUGUCAUGAUGCUCGCAUUCGACUCCUCCUUCGACAAUCAAAGCCCUCACAUCCUUCGGAUCCGGGAGCUGCACUCCAAGGGCCGCAACCAGCUACUUCCCGUCGUGCACCUUCUGGUGACAAAUUCAGCAGAGCACAUAGAUCGGUGCCUUCGCAAAGCAAUGCCGUCACCGCAGAGGCUGAAACUUCUUGUGCGAGGCACGUAUCUUGCCCGGACACAUCUGGGCGGCAGCUUUGCCUAUCUCCCAUUGCCUGAGGAGCCGGCUAUCCCUCUGAUGCAUUCAGGUGAAACUCAACGGGUGGUCCGCAAGAGUGCAAAUAGAAUGAUCAAUCACGCAGCUGCCAUUGCAGCCAGAGCUGCUUUAUGCGCAGAUUUCGAGGCAAAUUGGGACAUCGUACCCAUUCAGGAGGUGGAGUACGACGAAAUGGACGAUACGCCUCCAAAAUUGAGCGAGAACACGACUGCAGCUGGCACGGCAGCACCAACACCUCGCGACGGUCGUCUCAGGACAAGAUCCCCGGUGUCUCGGUCAGCCACGCCAAUGGGCAGGAAGCGUAUGCUCGAUACGGAUGCAUCGACCUCUGUCUUCUACAAGAGGCAACGUGUGACGCCCAUGCGAGACCUUACCCCGACCAGAGACAACUCAUCAGAUCAUGCAGCGAUAGAACACAUGCGAGAUCAGCUCAAGGCUAUGUCCACAGAACUUGCUGCUGAGAAGAAAGCGAGAGUCGAAGCCGAAGAAGCUCUCAAAACAGCAAAACAAGAGCAGGCGAGAUCUGAGGCUACCGCUGCAGAAUGGCAGAGAGAUCACAAUGGUCUAAUUCAACGCUACGAGAAACAGCGCGAGCACAAUCGCACGAUUUACAAGCAGAAUAAGAAGCUGGCCGCGACCAAUGAGUCUAUCAAAACCCAAAGCGAGAAGAUCCGUGAGACCAACACGAUGCUCCGUACGGAGAACGCAGACCUCAAGAAAGACCUAGCGGAUGCCCGGGCUGCCCUUACUUCCUCUGAUAACCCAGAUGUCGCUACGCUCGAGAUCGCCCGCGCUCGCGCACAGACCGCCGAAGAGCGUGCCAAGGGUCUGGAGCGAUCUCUCGAGAACACGAAGCGUGACUUCGAAUUCACGCGUCAGCAAUACCAAAGUGCUUCAGCUCAAGCAGUCGACCUGAGCUCCGAGAACAGUAGCCUCGAGAAAGAGGUCGCAGCACUAAAGAUCAAAGCCAGCGACGAGCCGCGGCGCUUGAAAGAACUCAAUUUCGCUGAAGAGAGGCGUACCAUGGCAAUGGAAAGCGAGAAGCUUCGCGCAGAAAAUCGUAAUCUAGAUACGCUGCUGCAGAAGAUGUAUGCUGAGAACAAUAUGUUGAAGAAAGGAAGAGGAGUGCAGACCAGGGGUAGCAGCGCACAGCCGCCGAAUUCGCCAGGCUUAGGAGGAUUCAAUCACGGUGCAGAGAGCGAAGGGGAGGCGUCGAACUUGGACAGCGAGGGGAAAGAGUCGGACGCGGACAUCGGGGGAGAGCAGUCGGACUCAGACAGCGAGGGCGAGGAGACGAGACUCGCCGACCACAACGAUCCAGGGCUUCGCGAGACUACGAGGGAAAGCUUGAUGAGUCUACCUCGUUCUACAACACGAUCCGGCGCCCCGCCCAUACCUCUGCUCCAGCUACGCAGUUGGCACUCAUCGCCAUGCACACAAGACCGAGUGACGCACGCCCAACUCCAGGCUAUAAACCACGAUGAAAGGGCCGCUAAGUCCGUCCGAGUCCAAGGCCUUGUCCGGAGCAUACGCCGGCAAAAGCGCAUAGCGUUCAUACACAUUGCCGAUGGCAGCACCUCCACGCCUGUCCACGCAGUGGUCCAACCUCCCUCUCUUGCCGCCUCGAUCACAAAUGGUUCAUAUGUCGAUGUCAGCGGUCGCUGGGAAGUGAGUCCUGGCAAAGGACAAAGUCACGAUCUGCAGGUUGAGGCAAUUAACGACGUCGGACUCGGCGAUGUCCUUGAGCAGGAUGGCAGCGUGGGAGAGAACCCUAUACAGAAGAAGGCCACGAGUGCAGAUUUCCUGAGAAGUGUGCCACAUCUGCGGAUGAGGACUGGGCUAGGCUCUCUUGUGGCACGAAGUCGUGCUCAACUCACGCGAGCAGUUGCAGACUACUUCGAGAAUGGAAGCAGUGAGCCGGCGAUACAAGUUCACCCACCUGCAAUUACGAGCUCGGACUGCGAAGGCGCUGGAGAAGUCUUCACUAUCGCGCCAGCUGACGCGGCACAGCUUCCACCCGUACGGAGCGAGCAACAGCACUUCUUCGGUGGGCCAAAGUACCUUACAGUCUCGAAUCAGCUACACCUGGAAGCAUACUCCGCUGAGCUAGGCGAUGUCUGGUGUCUUGCACCUACAUUCCGUGCUGAGGCUAGUGAGACACCUCGCCAUCUGGCUGAGUUCUACAUGUUGGAGGCGGAAUACCGGGGCACUAGCUCUGUUCACGAGAUCAUUGAUCAUGCUGAAGCAUUGAUCAGACAUGUUGCCGGAGACUUUGUAUCAUCGCGCGUGGGAAAAGAGCUGGCGGCAUACUACAGCGAUCCAACCAAGGCGGCCACCUCCGACGUUGAAGAAGGCGCAGCGAAAGAUCUCGAGACCAGGUGGAAUGCUGUAUUACAGGACGAGCCGUGGAUGCGGUUGACAUACUCCGCUGCCUUGCAACAGCUUCAGGCGGCUUACAAGGAGAAGGAAGAGCUAUUCGAGUUCAAGCCCUCCUGGGAUGGUGGUCUAGCGCUCGAACAUGAGAAAUGGCUGGUCCGUGAGGUUGCAGGAAAUCAUCCGUUGGUGAUCAUGGAUUACCCGAAAGCCCAGAAGCCAUUCUACAUGCUGCCAAAUGAUGAUCCGGCCAACCAGUCACCGAACGAAUCAACCGAGCAAAGGCAGACAGCAGCCUGCUUCGAUAUCCUCCUCCCAUUUGGCUAUGCUGAGCUCUGCGGCGGCAGUCUGCGUGAGCACAGGCUAGAGGCACUGAUUGCUACGAUGCGCAAUACGGGUCUCUUGAAGCCGAAGAGGUCGGAGGAACCAUCGUCAGCACCUGCUGCAGCAGCUUGUGGUGCUGGCCCGUCUCAGGUCUCAACGACUGCCUCAUCUCCGGCCAAGUCAGCAUAUCCAUACCUCCAUGAAGGCGAGUCCCUGAAUUCACUCCAAUGGUACGCGGACCUUCGCCGCUUCGGCAGCUCGCCUCACGGCGGCUUCGGAAUUGGAUUUGAUCGCUUGCUAGCAUAUCUGGUGGGUGUCAGUAACAUCAGAGACGUCGUUGGGUUCCCGAGGGGGUUCAGAAGAUGUGACUGCUGA
Molecule: messenger RNA, 5811 nt
Organism: Cyphellophora attinorum
Lineage: Eukaryota; Fungi; Ascomycota; Eurotiomycetes; Chaetothyriales; Cyphellophoraceae
Product: putative asparagine--tRNA ligase, mitochondrial
Exons: 4
Coding region: 1-5811 (1936 amino acids)
Biological process (GO): asparaginyl-tRNA aminoacylation
Cellular component (GO): mitochondrion; HDA1 complex
Molecular function (GO): asparagine-tRNA ligase activity; ATP binding; nucleic acid binding
Source: RefSeq, a predicted model, not a curated record